Colletotrichum acutatum is the source of this 300-nucleotide messenger RNA. RefSeq lists its product as uncharacterized. Lineage: Eukaryota; Fungi; Ascomycota; Sordariomycetes; Glomerellales; Glomerellaceae. The transcript has a single exon. The record is from RefSeq and is a predicted model, not a curated record. The coding region runs from base 95 to 262 and encodes 55 amino acids.
AGGCCGGGGGGUGCUCAAGGUGAAAUACGGGCGACCACUGUUGGUAUGGGUGUCAUGUGCGCCGGAACCGCAUUAAAGAGGCCGGUGGAGAAGGAUGCCCGGCGCCGGCGGCUGGAGGUUGCGUACGGCAACUAACGAGGAAUGGAUAGCUCGGGAGGACCAUGUAAAAGAAACGAAACAAAGGUUCAGUUUCGAGGUACGACGAAGUGAGGCGAGGAACAGGCACAGCAGGACGAUUUCUGAGAGCCAGUCUGUCUGCUAGACAGACAGCUGCAUGGAGAGACCCAGCUCAGGGCAGGA